Botrytis cinerea B05.10 is the source of this 1814-nucleotide messenger RNA. RefSeq lists its product as hypothetical. The record is from RefSeq and is a predicted model, not a curated record. The transcript has a single exon. NCBI's taxonomy places the organism in Eukaryota, Fungi, Ascomycota, Leotiomycetes, Helotiales, Sclerotiniaceae. Bases 38 to 1507 code for a protein of 489 amino acids.
GAGUCCUCCUUGUGAUUUUGCAUCUUUACUUAAAAAAAUGUCACUUCUCCAUCUACCUCCCGAAAUUUUCCAUAAAAUCGUGUCGCUUGUAUUGCCGGAAGGAUUCGAGAGUCUGGCUUUGACCUGCCAAGGAACUCACGCAUUGUGCACACCAUUCCUUGAAGGUCACAAUCAGCUUCGCUCACAAUUCCAUAGACUAGCAUUAGGAUCAUCACAACCGACCAAUACAUUGCUGGAUCUCAUACUACGGAUCGAUAGCGAGCCUAUAAUUGCCCGUUAUAUUAUACACGCAGACUUUGGCUUUGACAGAUACCAUUCUUACAUUCAGGAUGUUUACCGUAGACAUCAUGGACCUCUAAAAAAUCUACUCGCUGAUUCUCCUUAUUUGAAGAAAGCCGGAUUGGACUGGAUGGAGUAUCAUGAGUUAAUCAAAGCUGAUCUUAGAAGGAAUCGGUACUCUAGGAACUAUUCACAACAUGUCACUGCUUUCGUCUUGACACUGCUACCCAACGUCAAGACUCUUGUGCUAUCUCCUUGGCAACCACUCGAAGCCCCCAAAAAGCUUUUCGAGACCAUCCUUGCCGAAAGCAAGCUAUCGACGUUUCCAUGUGAAGCCCCUAGUCUCGCUCAACUUACUAAGAUUAAGAUAUCAACCUACACUAGACUCAAAUUUGACUUGUGGCAAGACUUUCCGUUGUUAGCACUGCCAAAUUUGCGGUCAUACCGCGGCCCCAACUUCGUAGCAAGAGGUGACUUAUCCACUACACACCUGUCUAAGCCCAUAUCGGAUUUCCGUUGCGGCCAGAGUCUCGAAACAGUCUAUCUUAAAAACUGUUGUAUUAAUGACGUAGCCAUUGCCAAUUUCCUCAGACAUGCCCCGCAUCUCCGGAGUUUUAAUUACGACCAUUCGGUUGAAAAGGAAAGCGAUAGUGAGAUCUGGAAUAUUUUCAAAUUCAUAGCAGCAAUCGAGAGCGAGGCAGGAAGUUAUCUCGAGGAGCUUUCUAUCAGAAUUUGUGCGCCAACGUCCACCGAGGACACCUCUCUCAAAGACAGACCAAUAGUUUCAAUCGCCCCUAACAAUUUGUUCAUGCGUGGCUUUAAGUGUCUCCGAAAGCUUGAGUUGCCUUUGGAAAUUGCGAUCUGUGAUCAUGCCGAUGCUGCAUUUCGAGCUAUAAAGUCAAAACGCAUUCUAACGAAUCAAGGACCCAGAAAUUUUGAGAUAUUCAUCAAUGAGCUUUUACCUGCUUCUGUCACCCAUCUAUCGCUAUCAUCAGGUGGAAUAGACAUAGGUGCAAGAAGUAAUAUUAUCAAGGCCAUUGGAAAUCAUUUUGUUGCAGAGCAAUCUAGGUUCCCUUCCGGCAAAGAAAUUCAACUUUUAUUGCCAGGGGAUAAUAGUGCAAUCCAUUUGUACAGAGAGAAUAAUUUAGAGGCUGCUAGAGAGGUCGAGAAUCUAGACGUCAUCCCGGACUCUACAUCAUGUGGUUUCUCUCUCGUCUAUUUCAUUUAGUCGGCGUCGCAAUUAAUUCAUUACCAUCGCUGCUUGUUUAAGAUCCUAUAAAGUACAAUGCAAAAUACUGGUACUAGUACGAUCUUCAGCAAAUUGAGGCGAACAUCGAUUAGACGAAUUUUAGUUGCAGAAAUGAUAGUGUGCGAAGUUCAUUAAGAUGCUCGUAGAUAUGGUAUAAGGCAUCAAGCGAGUGGUUUUCAGGAGAGAAGAGAAGACUGCUCAACUGAUACAGAUCGCUCCUUUAAUGAAGAUUGUGUGAAGUAGCCUUCUGUAUGUAAGAUAUAAGAAUACCCGAUAAAGGGAAACA